Molecule: messenger RNA, 1278 nt
Organism: Saxophila tyrrhenica
Lineage: Eukaryota; Fungi; Ascomycota; Dothideomycetes; Mycosphaerellales; Extremaceae
Exons: 1
Coding region: 1-1278 (425 amino acids)
Biological process (GO): fatty acid beta-oxidation using acyl-CoA dehydrogenase
Cellular component (GO): cytoplasm
Molecular function (GO): acyl-CoA dehydrogenase activity; flavin adenine dinucleotide binding
Source: RefSeq, a predicted model, not a curated record
AUGCCAAUCAACACAUCCCCAUGGGGCGAGCCCGCAUGGUCGCACGGCAUAGCAUCGCCUUAUUACAACGACUCUCAUAGACGGAUUCGGGAUGCUCUCCGAGAGUACAACGAUAAAUAUGUCGUGCCGUACGCUCUUGACUGGGCCGCCAAAGGCGAAGCGCCACGAGAAGAGGCACUUCGAUGGGCGCAGUCGGGGUUUGCGUUCGCAGACGUCCCGCCAGAGUACAGGCCGAAGCACAUACCAGAUCCCGCCGGGAUUCCAGUAAACGAGCUUGAUGUCUUCCAUCUGCUGGUCUCGACGGACGAGGGUUCACGGAUCGAUGGAGGUAUCGGUUCCAGCUUGGCAGGCGCAAGUGUGAUUGGUAUUCCGCCCAUCAUACACCAUGGCACCGAGCAGCAGAAGCGGCAAUGGCUGCCAGGACUUUUUGAUUGGACAACCAGCUUCUGUCUCGGCAUUACCGAGCCUACAGGAGGCUCAGAUGUAGCGAACAUCCAGACAACUGCUCGGAAGUCCGAUGAUGGCAAGUUCUACGUCGUCAACGGUUACAAGAAGUGGAUCACCGGCGCCCCCUGGGCCACGCAUAUGACGACGGCCGUUCGUACCGGCGGUGCCAGCAUGGGCGGCGUCUCCGUCCUUGUCAUCCCCAUGAACUCAAAGGGUCUGACCCAUCGUCGCAUCCCCAAUAGCGGCCAAGAAGGCGGCGGUGCCUCAUUCAUCGAGCUGGACGAUGUCAAAGUCCUAGCAGAGAACCUCAUUGGACGGGAAGGCGAAGGAUUUAAGACAAUAAUGGUAAACUUUAACCGCGAGCGGUACAUUAUGGCAGUCGGCUGCAACCGCACGGCUCGGACGUGCUUGAACGUCGCAUUCGAGUACGCCAACAAGCGGGAGACGUUCGGGAAGAAGCUCAUCUCGAAUCAAAUCAUCUCCAGCAAGUUUGCCACGCUCGCACGGUACCUGGAGUCGCACUGGGCGUGGUUGGAACAGAUUGCAUACGCUGUGCAGCAGUCGCCGAAGGGAUGGCAAGACCCAGAUAUCGCUGGACGGAUCGCACUGGCGAAGGUACAAGGCGGUAGAAUCCUGGAGAUGGCGAAUCGAGAAGCUCAGCAAGUGCUGGGGGGUGCUGGCUACCAGCGAGGUGGACCUGGUGCCGUGGUGGAGCAGAUCAGCAGAGACUUGCGCAUGAUGGUUGUUGGCGGUGGCAGCGAAGAAAUCAUAGCUGACCUCGCGGUCAGGCAAGAGACUAUGCUUGCUAAGAGGAGGGGGUGGAAGCUGUAG